AUGAACUGCCAGACGUCUCCGUCGUCUAUUUUCUCCCCGUCAUCUCUUUCCUCCGCAGUUAUCGCUCCCUCCUCCUCUCUCGUCUGUUCAUCACUACCCCGUUCCUCUCCCCUUCCGCGUCAGCUCAAUUCUCACCUCAAUUCGUCCACGACCCGCUCCCAUGCCGCUUCUUCCGUGUUUCGCGGCGCGUUUGACGGCCUGCACCUGGCUGAUGUGUUCCAACACGCGCAUCUGGCGGUCGCGCUGGUGCGUAUAGAACAGGAGGGGGCGGCGCUGGUGAUGGCGAGAACAGGAGGGAGCGACGCUGGUGAUGGAGAGCCUGGGAGUGCAGCAACACCACCUGCACGAGACAGCGCUGGCGCGGCUCAAAGGCGAGCUGGACCAGGACGGGCGCUCUCCUCUUCCUUGUUGACUGCAUUGACUGCGUUGACUUUCAGCUUGGGAGUGCUGCAGCAUCGCCUGCAUGAAGCAGCAUUGGUGCGCCUCAAGGGCGAGCUGGACCGGGAUGGCCGCUCCUCGGAAUUGAUCACCAACCCCUCCUCGCGUCCCUCCACCAGCCCCACCAGUCCUAGUAGCAGCAAGAGUCCCAGUUCGCCAGUCCGCAAGGGGCGUGGGAAGAAAGCAGCAGCGCAGCAGAGCGCGUUGGAGCAGUUAUGCACGGAUCUAACAGCCAUGGUUGCGCAAGGGGAGAUCGACCCGUCCCACCCCACGCUACCCCAACCCACCCUACCGCAUUCCUCCCUAUCCCACCACCAACCAGCAGCGCAGCAGAGCGCGUUGGAGCAGUUCUGCACGGAUCUAACGGCCAUGGCGGUGCAGGGAGGGAUCGACCCCGUGAUUGGCCGAGAGGAGGAGGUCGCCAGGGUGAUCCCCGCUCAUCGAACCAGCAACAACCAGCUGCUGCUAGGCGAACCAGGGGUGGGCAAGACGGCUUUAGAUCCUUGCUCGUCGCACCGUGAACAACCCUCUGCUGCUGGGCGAGCCAGGGGGGGCAAGACGGCCAUCUCCCCCUUUUCUAUGCCUCUGUUCGUCCUUUCGUCCCCUCUCUCACUCUUCCAUUCUCCCGCCCUCCUCUCUUGCUCCUUACCCCCUCAGAUCCAAGCUCGUCGCACCAAGAACAACCCGUUGCUGCUGGGGGAGCUGGGGGUGGGCAAGACGGCCAUGUAUAGCCCUCUUUUCACGCAACCGCUUCCCCCUGUUUCUCACCUCCCAAUUCUCGCGUUUUCUCCUUCUCCUCCCCCUCAGAUCCUCGCUCGUUGCACCAAGAAUAACCCUCUGCUGCUGGGCGAGCCAGGGGUGGGCAAGACGGCCAUAGCGGAGGGUUUGGCGCUGCGCAUCGCCGAAAACGAUGUGCCACCGUUCCUGCAGGUGAGAGGUCAUGUUGCUGGGGUGGAAAUGGGGACGGCCAUUGCAGAGGGGCUGGCGCUGAGGAUCGCCGAGAACGACGUGCCACCGUUCCUACAGGUGAGCGGUGUUGUGCUGCGGAGGGAAUGGGUUGACAGGGGGACAGGGUGCAUAGCAAAGGGGUUGGGCAAGGCAGCCGUAGGGGAGGGCUUGGCGGGAAAGCGCCUUCGGUCGCUGGACAUGGGGAGGGUGAUGGCAGGAGCAAAGGAGAGGGGGGAACUGGAACUCAGAGUGACUAUGCUGGUGGCAGAGGCGGUGGCAGCAGCGGGGGAGGUGAUCCUGUUGAUAGAUGAGGUGCAUACGAUGGUGGGAGCUGGCGCCGUGGGGAGGGGACGGGACGGCGGAGGAUCGGGAUUGGACAUCUCGAAUCUGCUCAAGCCUGCCUUAUCACGCGGCCAGAUUCAGCUGGAGCCGCAGGAAGGGGACGAGGCAGGUGGGGGUUCAGCUUCAGACAUCUCUAAUCUGCUCAAAACUGCUUUGACUAGGGGAAAGAUUCAGUGCAUCUCCACCACAACCACCAAUGAGUUUUGCGAGCACCUCGAGAAGGACAAGGCUCUGGCUUCGCAUCUAAUGCACUCCCACUUGCCCCCACCCUCCCCUCCCGCCCGCUUACACUCUAACCCCUCGCUUACACACCUUCUCCUCCUCAACCACCAGUGCAUUGCCACAACCACCACCAAUGAGUUUUGCAAGCAUCUGGAGAAGGACAAGGCUCUGGCUAGGCGCUUUCAGCCAGUCACUGUGGACGAGCCUUCAGAGGCGCUUUCAACCCGUGACUCUGGACGAGCCCUCAGAGGUGAGUGGGAUGCUCUUUUAUCGUGUGCGGAGAGGGCCAAAGCAUUGGCCAUGCGGUUUCAGCCGCUGACUGUGGAAGAGCCAUCAGGGGUGAGUGGGUGGCUGUGUUUUGAGUCGACUCAAAAGUUUCAGCCGCUGACCAUGGAAGAGCCAUCAGGGGUGAGUGGGUGGCUGUGUUUUGAUUCGACUCAAAAGUUUCAGCCGCUGACCAUGGAAGAGCCAUCAGGGGUGAGUGGGUGGCUGUGUUUUGAGUCGACUCAAAAGUUUCAGCCGCUGACCAUGGAAGAGCCAUCAGGGGUGAGUGGGUGGCUGUAUUUUGAGUCGACUCAAAAGUUUCAGCCGCUGACUAUGGAAGAGCCAUCAGGGGCCCGCCACAAGUGCACUCUCACCGACUCUGCCCUGGCAGCAGCCGUUUCCCCCUCCUCUCAUGUCUUGUUCCUCUCUCUCCUUCCCCCCUUUCCUUUUCCCGCCUCCCAAGAAGCCGUUCUAGCCAUACUUCCAAGGUCUGCGCCACCUGUACGAGGCACACCACAAGUGUGCUCUCACUUCAUGGCAGCUGUGGCCCUCUCCCCUCUCCCCUCUCCCCUCUCCCCUCUCCUCGCGUCUCAUCCCCAAUCGCUGCCUGCCCGAGGGGACAUUGACCUGAUAGACGAGGCGGCGAGCAGGAGCAGGGAGGCGGCUCUGGCGAUUCUGCACGGCCUGAGGCACCUAUACGAGGCACACCACAAGUGCACUCUCACGGACGAUACUCUGGCAGCAGCAGUCACCCUCUAUGCUUGUUUCAUCCCCGAUCGCUGCCUGCCCGACAGGGCAAUUGACCUGAUAGACAAGGCGGCUAGUAGGAGCAGGGUGGAGGGCAGCAAGGGGAGGAGGCGGCGGGCGAGUGGGGUGCUGGAGAGGGGUGCAGAGGAGUACUGGCGGGAGAUUCGCAUGGCGCAGGCUGCACACGAAGCGGUGAGAAUGGGUGCAAUGCGUGCCUCAAAGCGAGAAGCCUGUAGGAGCAAGGUGGAGGGUAGCAAGGGGAGGAGGAGGAGGGUGAGUGGGGUGCUGGAGAGGGGUGCAGAGGAGUACUGGCGGGAGAUCAGGAUGGCGCAGGCUGCACAUGAAGCGUGUGGCAGUAGAGCAGCGGCAGGGGAGGCGGCCUGCCGCAAAGCUCUCACCUCAUUCACCUCUUUCCUCUCCCUCUGCUGUGUUCCCUCACUCCUCAUCUGUUACUCCUCAUCUGUUCCCUUGCUCCCCUUUUCCCUUGCUCUUUUGCUCCUUCGUUCACUUGCUCCCGCAUAUGCUCGCCAGAAUCCCUUCACCUCGCUCACCUCAUUCCUCUCUCAAGACCACGUUCAUGCCGACACCACCACCGCUGCUGAUGCCGCUGCUGCUGCUGGUCGCUCCAAGAGUGGCAUCACUGGCAGUGACAAGGAGGACGGUCUCACAAACAAUCACACCCACGCUGACACCACCACGGCUGCUGACGCCGCCGCUGCUGCUGGUCGGUCCAAGAGUGGCAUCACUGGCAGCGACAAGGAGGAUAGCACCACGGCUGCUGACGCCGCUACCGCUGCUGGUCAGUCCAGGAGUGGCAUCACUGGCAGUGACAAGGACGACAGCCCCACGGAGAUCACAGCAGAGCACAUAGCAGCAGUGGCCGCCCACUGGACCGGUAUCCCCCUGCAGCAGCUCUCCCUCUCGGACCAGCAGCACCUGGCAGGGCUGGAAGAGGCACUAGAGACGCGCGUGGUGGGGCAGGGGGCAGCUGUGCGGGUGAUAGCACGGGCGGUGCAGCGAGCGAGGGUGGGGUUGAAGGGGGAGGGAAGGCCGGUGGCGGCUCUGCUGUUCUCGGGACCUACCGGGGUGGGGAAAACGGAGUUGUGCAAGGCACUGGCAGCUCACUACUAUGGAUCGGAAGAUUCCAUGAUUCGUCUAGACAUGAGUGAGUACAUGGAGCGCCACGCUGUCAGCAAGCUGAUUGGAGCGCCGCCCGGCUACGUGGGGUACGGCGAGGGCGGCAAGCUCACGGAGGCCGUCCGCAGGCGGCCGUUUUGUCUUAUUCUCCUGGACGAGAUCGAGAAGGCACACCCGGACGUCUUUAAUCUCCUGCUGCAGAUUUUCGAAGACGGGCGGCUUACUGACUCGCAGGGCCGCCACGUGUCGUUCAAAAACGCCCUGAUAGUCCUGACGUCCAAUGUGGGCUCUCAGGCCAUUGCAAGGGGGGGCACCCACCGAAUCGGCUUCCUCACUCCAGGAGAAUAUGCAUCUGCUGAUGGGAAUAGGGGGAGAGAUGGGGGCAGAGAGGGACGGGCGGAUGCGGGGCGGUAUGCGGCGAUGAAGGAGGUGGUGAUGGAGGAGUUGAAGGCGCAUUUUCGACCGGAGCUCAUGAAUCGGAUUGAUGAGGUGGUGGUGUUCCGAGCACUGGAGAGGGAACAGUAUGCGGCAAUGAGGGAGGUGGUGAUGGAGGAGUUGAAGGUGCACUUCCGGCCUGAGCUGAUGAAUCGCAUUGACGUGGUGGUGGUGUUCCGAGCAUUGGAGAGGGGAACAGCACAAGUGGGGCGGUAUGCAGCGAUGAGGGAUGUGGUGGUGGAGGAGUUGAAGAUGCACUUCCGGCCAGCGCUCAUGAAUUGGAUUGAUGAGGUGGUGGUGUUCCGAGCAUUGGAGAGGGGAACAGGUGAGCAAGAAAUCAGGCAGUAUGCAGCGAUGAGGGAGAUGGUGGUGGAGGAGUUGAAGGGGCAUUUCCGGCCAGAGCUGAUAAACCGGAUUGAUGAGGUGGUGGUGUUCCGAACUUUUGAGAAGGAACAGAUCCGAGUGAUUGCUAACAUGAUGGUCAAGGAGUCGGCUGAUAGACUUGCACAGAAGGGAAUCAACCUGGAAAUUUCUGAAGUACUCAUGGAGCGGAUUUGUGAGGAGGGGUACGACAGGGCGUAUGGGGCGCGUCCACUGCGAUGUGCCGUCACGCGAUUGGUCGACGAUCCAAUCAGCGAGGCUGUGCUGGCAGCGGGGGAAAGCAGCAGCAACACCAGGCACCGCCACCGCCGCGUCAGCAGCAGUGACCUGUCGGAAUCUCUACCAUCCGUUCCUUCGGUGCUGCUCCCUGCGAUCGCAGCUGACGCCAAAGAAGAUGACACCAGCGCACCCCUGGGUGACGUCAGCGGGGUCAGGGAGGGCGCGUUCACAGCUGGCGACACAGCACUGGUGGAUGUCGGGGAGGAUGGGGAGCCGGUGGUGAUCCGCCUGCCUCGCCCUGACGUGUGUGAGAUGGGUCUGUGCCUUCCGUUUCUCAAGCUCCCUGCUGCCGCUGCUCCCACUCUGAGGGAUGCUUUCGGUCGCUUUUUGGAACGGAAAUGGAUGUGA
Closterium sp. Naga37s-1 is the source of this 5541-nucleotide messenger RNA. The record is from the annotation of a GenBank genome assembly. Lineage: Eukaryota; Viridiplantae; Streptophyta; Zygnematophyceae; Desmidiales; Closteriaceae.